Pocillopora damicornis (cauliflower coral) is the source of this 2138-nucleotide messenger RNA. RefSeq lists its product as uncharacterized. Gene Ontology annotation, molecular function: RNA transmembrane transporter activity; double-stranded RNA binding. Gene Ontology annotation, cellular component: plasma membrane; lysosome. Gene Ontology annotation, biological process: RNA transport. NCBI's taxonomy places the organism in Eukaryota, Metazoa, Cnidaria, Anthozoa, Scleractinia, Pocilloporidae. The record is from RefSeq and is a predicted model, not a curated record.
UGCCAAGAUCUUCAACGAUCUUCCAUUUCCUUGCCAAGAUCUUUAAGGAUCUUGACAGGAAAAUGUGAGAUCAUGGCAAGAAAAUGAAAGAUCCCUGAAGAUCUUGGCAAGAAAAUGAAAGAUCCUUGAAAAUCCUGGCAAGAAAAUGAAAGAUCCUCCAAGAUCUUGGCAAGAAAAUGAAAGAUCCCUGAGGAUCUCAGGAAGAAUUUCGAAGAUCUUCAAAGAUUUUCCAAGGGUCAUCAUGAAGAUUCUCAAGAGGAUCCUCAAAGGUCCUCAUGAAGAUGUUGCCGCCAUGUUACAAGCUGUUUUGUGUUGUUCUGUGUUACGGAAAAAUUCAUUUCGCCCUGUUGGAAAAAAUCUGUAAGCAGUAAAUUCACUGCAUAUUUCGUUAAGCAAUUAACCAAAUAAGGCAAGUUGUCAAACAAAAUGUAACUUAUCUUUGAUUGAAUAUCUUAAAACUCUGCUGGAGGUGUCGAAUCAAGAUAUAGGAUGCUGUCUAAAUAAAGCGACACAAGUGUUGCCUUUUAGGAUGUUUUCAAUUCCUUUAUAUUCAUUCCUACUCCUACUCGCUUGGUGCCCCUCAGCCUGUGGACAUCUUCUAGCAACAUGUUCGUCCGGCAUGACUGUUUCAAAUGUCCAGAGUGGGGUGAUAGAGAUCACUGGCUCACUAUCCAUCAACAACUAUCUGCAGCUAUCUUGCGUUUUGAAGCUGGGCAAACCCGGAAACUUUUUACGCAUGAAAACUAAAAGGAAUGACAAGAAGAAAGGUUUCUUGCACAUAUCUUUGUACCACCAAGGUGAGUCGUCUCUACUUGGUUACGUGGAGGUUUCAGAGCCAACACCAGUUUGGAACACAAUAAGCAUUUGUCCAACUGUUUUGACCAAUAAUAAAACCACAGAGGGGAGGUUGUUAUCAGUGGUGGGAAAAGGCAUUGGACUUUCUUUCACAGUGCAAAUAGCCGAAGGUGCAUCAGAAAUUGCGCUUGAUCAACCACUCACAGUCGAUGUCCAAGGAGAUGAGGUGAGCAUGUUCCAGUUCAUUCCACCUAAAGGAAUCUCUGAUAAACAACUGGACAUCACUGCUACGUCUGAAUCAAAAGUUGCUGCCUAUUUGAAGGUAUCGCAGAACUGUAAAGAGGUCGAUCUCCAGGAAGACCUAGAGAGCAUAGAUUACAAGAAGGAAUCUCUUCGACUUUCCUUUGCAAGAAAAGGACGUAUAACUUUAUCCAGAGUUUCCAUUCCCCCUCUGACCGAUUCCGUCUCCGGAUGGUUCAUUGGAAUUGGUCUGAAGAACUUAUCAGGUGACGUCAAGCUUAGUGAGUCAAAAAAUGUCACUUUAAAGCUGACAAGGUCGUUUGAUUAUAAUUAUGCCACGCCUAUUUGUGUCCUAUUUUUUGUAUCAUUUCUGGUCGGUAUAUUAGUGUCUAUCUUUGCGUAUUUUCUCUUCGAAGAGUCUCUUACCAAGGUCAAGGUUGGUAAAGGUAAACCGGGCGAUGAUAAUGUUGAGUUAAAAAUUUCAUGUUGCGACCUGUGGGAGGUAAUCAUAGAUCACUGGUUUUCCUUUGGUCCAAAGACCUAUUCCUAUCUCACAGGUAUUGUGGGUGCUGUGCUUAUGGUAGGCGCUUUUCAGUUCGUGUUUGCAAACUGGGAUACGAUGAUUCAGGAAGGGGACAGAGACAAUUGUUACUACAACGACUUUUGUUAUAGAGUUGCAAAUCAUGAUAUUCCGUUUAACUUGAUGAUAAGUAACUUGACUUACAUAGUCCACGGCCUAAUCUUAAUUGUGUGGGUACUGAUACUGGAAACCAAGGUGAAUCUUCGUUGCAAAAGCAGAUCUGGGCUCAACAAAGUAAUGCAGGGGUUUUUCUUUGCAUUCCUAAUCAUUUGGUGGCUUGUGAUGGAUUUUUGGGCUUUUCGUAAAUUAGAUAUCCACAAAAAGAUUCGUGGUGAUGACUGUAAAGAUAAAUUCCUAGCUAAAGCUAGGCCUUGGAAGAAGCUUUGCAAAUGCGAAUGCAAGUGUGUUUGCGAUUGUGAUUACUCAGUCAAGGUCAUUUUACAAGGUCUUUUCAUCUUUCUCACCAUUUUCAUUUUGUUAGCAGCUUUUGCCGUUUUUAAAGCGCUACCCACCACAAACAAAA